GAUUGUGAUCAAGAAUUUAGGAGCAGGGAGGGUUCCAAAACUAAAAGCGGUACAUUUAUGUCACCAUACUAUCCUAACAACUACCAACCACAGAUGCAGUGCCUAUACAAGUUCAUUGCUUUGCCUAGUGAGAGAGUGAAGGUUGAUUUUGAUGAUUUCGUUCUUCAAGGAAACCCUGCAGAGAGAUGCCAUGAAGAUUACGUCGACAUCUAUGCUGAACUGCAGCAACCAGAGAUCCGACUGGAGGAUGCAGAGACCACAAUUAGCGGCAGGUACUGCGGGCGCAUUGCUCCGCGGACGCGCAUAUCGCUCUACAACAUCAUUAUCGUUGGAUUCUACAGCAACGACAAUGUGCAAGAGCGGGGAUUCAACGCAUCGUAUCAUUUCAUGAAAGAUGAGCGGUAUCACGUUGGAGAAAAGGCUCCAGGAACAAUAUGCGACCAGACCAUUACAGCUGCAGCAUACUCCGAGGGACAGAUUCUCUCGCCCACAUACCCUGGUGCUUACCCAAACAAUCUUCACUGCACCUACAGCUUAGAAGGAAACCCAUUGCAGAGAAUACAGUUAAUAUUUGACGAUUUUGAUCUGUACUAUGGAGGACCACAUUGUCCGUAUGAUUGGCUAAAAGUACACGAUGGCCGUUCUACCGAUGCCCCUCUCAUCAACACUAUGCUGUGCGGAUACAAGCACCGGGGAAAAGUUAUCUUUUCUACGAAAGAAAACCUAUUUUUAGAAUUCCACUCAUCAAAGGCUCCGGAUUCAGAAAAUCUGGGCUUCAACAUUCAUUUCAAAUUCAGCUCUGAGUUUGUAAGCUUAAAUUUUCUCGGCCUGCCAGAAUAUCAUGUGCGAGGCACUGAGUGUGAUCAACGAAUCCCAAGCCGUGGCAUCUCCAAUGGCACAAUCAUUUCUCCUAAUUAUCCCCGGAAGUAUAUGCCCGGGCGCGUGUGCAAGUACCUGGUAGACGGUCUCAAUGAUGACCAAAAUCUGGAAAAGGUGAAUCUAGUCUUCCGAGAAUUCAACAUUCCACGAGAUGCUUAUGGAAAGUGUAAUGAUGGCUAUGUUGCAUUCUACCUGAAUGGUGAUGACACCGAAGGAAUGCCAAACCACCAGUGGUGUGGAAACUACACAUUCCACCCCGUCAUUUCUAAAGGACCUCGUUUACUUAUGGUGUUACAUAGUGGAAACUCGUCUGGUUGGGGAUUCAAAGCCCAAUACUCAUUUCUAACAGACUACGGUAUACCAGGCACAUUGUGUUCACAAAACGAUGUGACAGAAGGAUCCCCUCAACAAUGUUGUUUCACUUACUCUGGCAAAAGUCAGGAGUUAACGGGAGCGUUCGUUUCGCCACGCCAUCCGCAUAAAUAUCCUAGCAUAACGGACUGCAUAUACAACUUCGUUGCCAGCCCUAACCAGCUCAUUCGCAUUCGAUUCGUCAAGUUUGACUUGGCAUCUGAAGAUCCACCACCCGGGGUGUAUCCUCAUGGCACAGAAUAUUGUCAGGACGACUGGGUGGAGAUAUAUCAAAUCUGGUCAGACUCACCUAAGGACAGGGAAAUGAGAGUAGGUCGAUACUGUAAAUCGCUUACACCAGGGCCGUGGAUUUCAGAGCCAGGAGUUUCAAGGUUAAAGGUCUUGUUUCACUCUAACAAAGAUCACCAAGCUCAGGGGUUCAGCGCCGUUUACACAUUUGUUAAAGGAAAAGCUAAAGUUGCAGAUAGCAAGACAUCGGCGCAAGCACUGACCUACGAGCGAGAAACGAUUGAAACCAUAGAACUAGAAAUAGAAGACUUCUAG
This is a messenger RNA of Priapulus caudatus, 1794 nucleotides long. RefSeq names its product tolloid-like protein 1. The coding region runs from base 58 to 1794 and encodes 578 amino acids. NCBI's taxonomy places the organism in Eukaryota, Metazoa, Priapulida, Priapulimorpha, Priapulimorphida, Priapulidae. Gene Ontology annotation, cellular component: plasma membrane. The record is from RefSeq and is a predicted model, not a curated record. The transcript has 11 exons.